Molecule: messenger RNA, 1203 nt
Organism: Grammomys surdaster
Lineage: Eukaryota; Metazoa; Chordata; Mammalia; Rodentia; Muridae
Gene: Kcnk9
Product: potassium two pore domain channel subfamily K member 9
Exons: 3
Coding region: 1-1203 (400 amino acids)
Biological process (GO): potassium ion transmembrane transport; stabilization of membrane potential
Cellular component (GO): membrane
Molecular function (GO): potassium ion leak channel activity
Source: RefSeq, a predicted model, not a curated record
AUGAAGCGGCAGAACGUGCGUACCCUGUCCUUGAUUGCCUGUACCUUCACCUACCUGCUGGUGGGUGCCGCGGUGUUCGACGCCCUCGAGUCAGACCAUGAGAUGCGCGAGGAGGAGAAACUUAAAGCCGAAGAAGUCCGUCUGAGAGGCAAGUACAACAUCAGCUCCGAUGACUACCAGCAGCUCGAGCUGGUAAUCCUGCAGUCUGAGCCCCACCGCGCUGGUGUCCAGUGGAAAUUCGCCGGGUCCUUCUACUUCGCCAUCACUGUCAUCACAACUAUCGGUUAUGGACAUGCUGCACCUGGAACUGAUGCUGGCAAGGCCUUCUGUAUGUUCUACGCUGUGCUGGGUAUCCCCCUGACGCUGGUUAUGUUCCAGAGCCUGGGCGAGCGCAUGAACACCUUCGUGCGUUACCUGCUGAAACGUAUCAAGAAGUGCUGUGGCAUGCGCAACACUGAAGUUUCUAUGGAGAACAUGGUGACCGUCGGUUUCUUUUCCUGCAUGGGCACCCUGUGCCUUGGGGCCGCUGCCUUUUCCCAGUGCGAAGAUUGGAGCUUCUUCCAUGCCUACUACUACUGCUUCAUUACACUGACUACUAUAGGGUUUGGUGACUUUGUGGCUCUGCAGGCCAAGGGUGCCCUUCAGAGGAAGCCAUUCUAUGUGGCCUUCAGCUUCAUGUAUAUCCUGGUGGGCCUGACCGUCAUCGGUGCCUUCCUCAAUCUUGUGGUCCUGCGAUUCCUGACCAUGAAUACCGAUGAGGAGCUUCUGGAGGGAGAAGUUGCGGAGUUAAUUGCUAGAAAUUCAAGAGGUGUGACUGUCCGUGUGCCUCAGAAACGCAAGAGGCACUACCCCAUGUACCUCCUCAGGAAAUACGGCAGAACCCUGUGCUAUCUCUGCUUCCCUGGUGCCAACUGGGGUGAUGAUGACGACGAUGAUGAUGAUGUCGUCGAGAGUGUUGUUGUUACCGCUCCUGUUUCUGCUCCUGCUCCUGCUCCUGUUCCUGCUGCUGCUCCUGCUGCUGUUGCUGUUGGUCCCAAUAUCAGGAGUGUCCGGGCUACCGUCCACACCGUUUCCUGCAGGGUUGAAGAGAUCUCUACAAGCGUGCUGAGGACCACCUACAUCCGGUCCCCAUUCGGCAUCAUCCCUCCUGGAGUGCACACCUGCGUGGACCAUAGGAGGCACAUCCGUCGCAAGUCCAUCUAA